Molecule: messenger RNA, 678 nt
Organism: Closterium sp. Yama58-4
Lineage: Eukaryota; Viridiplantae; Streptophyta; Zygnematophyceae; Desmidiales; Closteriaceae
Source: the annotation of a GenBank genome assembly
AUGUCUUCCGUGGAGAAGGUUAUGCUCUUCCAGAGAUGCGUCAUCACCGUGCUUCAGCCGCUUCUUGAUGGCAUGGCAAGCGGGUUCCGACUCAGGGACCCUUUCGGUGAUUGGCAAACCGUGCGGCCCCUGCUGUACGCCUGGGUGUGCGACUACCCCGAGAGCGGCAAGAUCAGUUGCACACUCUCGCAUGGAUCGCGGAUGCCGUGCAGCAUCUGCUAUGCUGCAAAGGAGCAUCUGGGGGCUGUCAAGGCACGGAACACGCCGCGCACGCCUGAACAGCAGCAAUGGAUCGUUAACGAGGCGGCUGGGACGACAACUAGCCAGGACAACCCGUGCAAGACCUACUCUACCUACCCUGUUGAGGCGGACCUGGGCAUCAUGAGCCACAUUGUGGCUGUCGUGCGCAAGAUGAAGAAGCGGCGUGUGAAGCAGAUGGACAGGUCAGUGUUUUGGGGAUUGGAUUCGUUGCUCUUGGUCACAUUUACACAAAGUACAAGUACUGUCCUCUCCCUGACAUGGUUCUGCCCUUGCGUUGAACUGGUGUGUAUGGGCAGGCGCCUGUCCCUCAUUCGCGACCGCACGCGCCUGAAUCACAUGCGCCUGUCGGAGAGCGCCUACUUCGAGACCGGAGCCUGUGUUGCGGCCUAUGAGCACAGGGCCGUCAUGCAGGUAUGA